AGCCUCCAUAUGCCAGGGGUAUGGCCCUAAAAAGACAAAAAAAAAAAGAUAAAAGAAAUGAGAGGUCUAACACUUUGCAGUGGCUACAAAGUAAUAUUAACAGAUACACACCAUUCAUAUCAACAAAUAAUACAUUUUAUCAAACGUAAUAAAAGUAGUUAUUUGAUAGCUCUUUGGCUUUUAAAAUUCCGAAUAAAGCUCCUAAAGAAAAAAAGUGAAGUUACUAGAAGUAUAAAACUUGAUGACCUAAUAAAUGAAUUUUCAGAAAAGUGAGCCUAAAAAAAUUCCUAUCCAUCAAGAUAGCACAUUAGCCAAUUAUUGUGUUACAUAAAAUUAUGACACCAAAAUGUUAUUUUUUGCUAUUUGUAAAUUACAUUAUACUCAUGUCUUAUCCCCCUUGUGUUUUAUAACUCAUAAAACAUUUGUAAAGGAAAAAAAAAAAAAAAACCCUCUGAAUAACAAAGGAGCGUCUGAGGAAAAGGCCAGGGCAGAAGAAGACAUGAUGUAACUUAGGUUCUUUAAUUAGAAUGUGACGUCCGCCUUGUAUUUUUCUCUGACAACAAGGGUAAGUUUUUACCUGGAUAAAAAGAAAACAGACACACAAGGCAUUCCAGAUGUUCCUUGUCUGCAGGAUUUCGUUCUGAUUCUCUGAGGGGUUGUCUGGUGGUUAGGAAUUCGUGGUCUGUGUAAUGCAGGCGCUGGCCUCACCCAGCUUCUGAGGUGCACACUCCCUUCAGGCAUCAGUAUAAUUAGGUGCCAUGAGGUGGGGAGGGUGGGGGUGGCUGGCUGUCCAGCCAGAGGUAAGCAAUUCUUCAAAAGCAGAUCCUGAAAACAGACGGUCGCUCCCCAUCUGACAUCAUAUUUUGCAAGACCUCCCUUCUAGAAAACACACCAAGACUCGGGCAUCGUGUGUGGUUAAGAGGAGGCCUGGUGGGCUCACUCUCCAGUGUUCCUGCCUGUCUUAGAACGUGCCACCAGCAGCAGCACCUGAGCAUGGCACAGCGUGUGAGCCUUCUGGUCCUUCUCCUGGGAGUGCUGGCAUUUCAGAUGAAAGGGGUGCUUGGUUUGUCAGAUGAGAGCAGUGACAGCAGUCCUGGGCACCGAAAGAGCUACUACGUGGUUUGGAUGCUGCCAACUCAAAGCCUGAGGGCGCGACCACAGAACAUUGAUGGCAGUACGGUGCUGCGCUUGCUGGCUCUGUGGCCUUCCACUGUGGUCAGGGCGCCUGUCAGCACAAUGGCAUGCAUCCAGCCUCAGCCAGCACCCAUCAUCCCUAGGCCGAGUCCGUCCCCCCCGGCCCCUCCCUUGUUGGCAAGCACAGUUCCCAAAGGCCCUGUCCUCACCCCCUCUGGCCAGUCCAUGACAUCAGAGAGAAACAGAGAAGCCUCUGCACCUGGGAGCCUGGGGACCUGCUGCGGUAUGCCAGCCAGGUUUCCCCUGACACCCCAAGUCCUGGCUAUUCCAGGUCCCCCCACAAAGGGAGCACUUCACAGCACCAGCUUCCCCACCUCCUCCCCAGUGAAGGAGCCCCGAGGAGAUGUGUAAGCUGGGAGAAGGACCAGACCCACAUCUGCCUGUGCUACUGGCUGUGUGUGGAAGCAACUUUCAAGGGAAGUGUUCAAAGCUCGGAUGGUCAUAGUCAAUCACCCCGGUGAUGUAUCCUGUGAACCUAUUUUUAUUACAGGAUUUACCUUAUCAGCUCCUGUAGAAAUGAAGUUCUUCUAUAAGGAAGCCUCGCAGGACCAGGAAAGUGAUGCUGGCACAUAUGCUACAAUUUUGAGGCAAUUUCUCACUGUUACCUAAAAAAUAAAAGAGCAUAACUUCUAAACCAUA
Molecule: messenger RNA, 1833 nt
Organism: Sus scrofa (pig)
Lineage: Eukaryota; Metazoa; Chordata; Mammalia; Artiodactyla; Suidae
Source: RefSeq, a predicted model, not a curated record